Messenger RNA from Labeo rohita (rohu), 2502 nucleotides. RefSeq lists its product as uncharacterized. NCBI's taxonomy places the organism in Eukaryota, Metazoa, Chordata, Actinopteri, Cypriniformes, Cyprinidae. The transcript has 4 exons. Bases 176 to 2137 code for a protein of 653 amino acids. The record is from RefSeq and is a predicted model, not a curated record.
GCUCAACGCCCCCUACUCACGCUCCUCGUGCUUGAAAGUUCACUUUUGAUUGUUCUCCGUCGUUGCGGGCCAGUACAGCGUUGAGGUCUGGUGGAGCGGUAACCAAAUCACUGAGUAAAUCAGAAAAAGGGGGAGAGUGUUGCAGUCUACGGUGCAGAUCCUCCGCGAAGCCAAGAUGACCAAGCGCAAAGCAAAAAGUACCAAUAAACAGGACGACAGUUUGCUGCUCUUGGAGACGCCAUCUGUAACACCACAGAGGGGAUUUAAAGAAUAUGCAGUCCCUGCCAUUGUUUUCUUUAUUUUCGCUGUCGGGGGAUCAACGGCGGUCUGGUUCUGCAGCCAGCAGCAGCAAACCAUCGACAGUCUGACAGAGACAGUAAAUGCAAUGCAACUUAGGAUAACAAAGUUCCAACAGCAGUUGGGAAUGGGUAAUGCACAGAUUGCCAAUGUGGGUGUUUUUGAAGAGCGUCUACAAGCACUGGAAGAUGCCUACACACAGGCCCAAAAAAAGGCAGACGUUGCACUGGCCACCUCAGAAAAAAUUCAGUCUACUGAUUUUCAAAACCAGUUGUGGUCUCUUCAGUCUGAGAUGAAUGCCAGACUUUCUGAUCUCCAGCAGGAGUCUGUUUCCACUGCAACUGUGAAUGCAUUGGUCAAGAAUAAGACUGAAGAGAUUGAAACACUAAAGCAGAAGCUUAAUUCUAUUGUUAAUGCUAACUCUGAGGUAGCUGUUACCAUUUCCGGACUCACAGACACUGUUUUGGUCACCAAAUCACGUCUUGAUGAGCAGAUGUCCGCUCUAGAGGGUCUCACAUCUGAAUUGGAGGAACAAAAAAUGGAAAUUUCAAGCCUGAAAAAGUCCUUUACCAACAACAAGAAGGCUCUUGAAAGAAACAGACAGGAGGUGAUGGACAUCAAGGACCUACUGGAAACAGAACAGGCAAGAAGAUACCAAAUUCUUGAGGAGCAGCUUAUGGCAGUCCGUAGUAAUCUGGAGGACAAUCAAAAGAGUACUCAUAACCUUCACUCUCACCUUGCUGCCCAACUUCAGAUUGUCCAGAAUCAGAUGUUAUCUGAAAGCCAGGAAUCCAGUUCAGAGGAAAAUAUUCCAGUAGAUAAGCAGCAAGCAACUCAGGAGGAAGUUCUAAUCAAGGAUGAAGGAGUUGAAGCAAAGGAUCAAUCCAUUACUGAGGAGGAAACAGUAGAGGAGAUUCAUGCUGAAGAAGGGGAGCAAGUGGUACCUGAGGAGGACAAGCCAGUUGAGGAGGUUCAGGUUCACGGGGAAGAACCUGUUGAAAAGCAAACUGAUGAGAAUAAAAUUCCUAAGGAAGCUGAAGUCAAAAAAGAUGAUGCUGAAGAGCAAGAAGUAACUGAGGAAGAUGAACAAGCUGAUGAGGUUCCAUCCCACCAGGAUGUUGUUGAGGAGGAAGUACUUCUUCAACAGGAUGAAAUACCUGAAGAGCUGCAGGUAUCUGACAAGGAAGUACCAGCUGAGGAGGUUGAGGUCCUUGGGGAAGAAGAAUUUAUUGAGAAGCAAAUACUAGCUGAGGAGGAUGUGAUAACUGAGGAAGUUGAGGUCAGCGAUGGAGAUGUUAUUGAAGAGCAAGCAGUAACUGAAGGGGAUUCGAUAUCUGAGGAAGUUGAGGUCAACGAUGGAGAUGUUAUUGAAGAACAAGCAGUAACUGAAGGGGAUUCGAUAUCUGAGGAAGUUGAGGUCAACAAUGGAGAUGUUAUUGAAGAACAAGCAGUAACUGAAGGGGAUUCGAUAUCUGAGGAAGUUGAGGUCAGUGAUGGAGAUGUUAUUGACGAACAAGCAGUAUCUGAGGGGGAUGAAAUAACUGAGGAGCUUCCAGACCAAGAAGAAGUUUUUCCUGCUGAGGAAGACCUUGUUUCUGUGGAUGAAGCAGGGACUGACACAAGUGUGGCUGAAGCUGUUGAGAACGUCUCUGAAGAUCAGGUGGUUGAAGAUAUCAGUCAGGAGCAAACGUCACAGGAGCCACUAGAAGAAACUGAGAAGCACAAAAAUUUGGAAGAAGUUGAAGAACAUGUGCAGGACUUUGAAGAGGAAGAAGAACUUGCUGAGGAGAUGGAUGAAGAAGAGCUAGAUGAAAAAGACAUUUUUGUCAGUGAAAGUUAAGUUCCGGAGAGGAUAAUGGUUCAAAAUAAGACUUUUUCUGAGGACUUGAAAUGAUCCCCAGUUUCCCCAAUGAAUUAUGUGAUAUAUGGUAUUUCUCAUUUGUUGAAAUGUUCCUCAGUCUUACUUUGUAUACUCAAAAGUGAACUUUGAGCCUAAGCAGUGAGUUUUUCCAAAUCUGAUGUUUUUUUUUUUGUUUGUUUUUUUUUCUAGUGAUAUCUCUUAAAAUCUUGAAUUGCUCUGUUUACACUGAGGGUUUUAGUAGGUUAGACAUUUAAAGAAUUGAAGUGUUUUUCAUACAGCAGUUUGCCAGCUAACUAACCUCAGGAGUGUCACUUGAAUAAAACCGCUUUUUAUGUUUUUUACUA